Molecule: messenger RNA, 1082 nt
Organism: Megachile rotundata (alfalfa leafcutting bee)
Lineage: Eukaryota; Metazoa; Arthropoda; Insecta; Hymenoptera; Megachilidae
Source: RefSeq, a predicted model, not a curated record
AUGGCAAUCACUGAGGCAGCAAAAGAAGCCGUUUACUUAAAAAACGCUCUUUCGGAACUAGGAAUAGUUGAAUCUUCAGAUAUUAAUAUUUUUAAUGACAAUGCGAGCGCAAUUAAAUUAGCUAAAAAUUCUGUUUUUCACGCUAGAACUAAACAUAUAGAGAUCAAACACCAUUUUAUUAGAGAGAUUCUUAAGGAAAAGGAAAUUCAGCUACAUUACUUACGAUCUGAAGAUAUGACUGCAGAUAUUUUAACUAAAGCGUUGAAUGUAUCAAAACAUUUUAGAUGCCUCGGAGGUAAAGGCAAGUUAACUGGAAAGUUAAUCGACGAGUUAACAAUUUUUUAUGGCCUUGCGAUUCGCAGAAAUGUCGAUUCUGUAGAAAAAAUGAGAAAAGAAAUUUGGGCAACAUUAAAGCAUAAGAUUUCGACAAAUGACAAGCCCCAGCACGGAGAAGAAUCUUGGUGCUCUUGGCAACGCUCGAAAGCUCAAAAUGACCUAAAAAAUUACAAUCACAAACCAGCUAUAUGUGAUCAAGUUUAUAAAGCAGUCUUGCCGAUUUAUCAAGAUCUUAGCAGAGAUGAUCUGCUUGAGCGCUGUUUGGGUGGAUAUACUCAAAACAGAAAUGAGAGCUUCAACAGUGUAGUGUGGGCGAUCGCUCCAAAAAGUAGUUCUGGCGGUAAAAUGUUGGUCGAUAUUGCAGCUGAUAUUGCUAAAAUGACAUUUAACGACGGUCUGCUAUCCCUUGCUCAAGUUUUGGAAACAAUUGGUGUGAAAAUCGGGCCUAAUUGUUACAAUUUCUGCGUUGAAAGUGAUGCCACAAGAAUUUCUCUCGCAGAGUGCUCGAUGACAAAUGCGGCAAAAGAGGCUCGAAGGGGCAAUUUGGCAGCUUGACGUGACACCAGAAACAAAGCGUAUAUCAACACAGAAGGGCAACUGUAUGGGGCUGGCAUUGCUGAUUAGUGGAUCAAAUUCAGGACACUUCUACUGCGUGCAGUGGAGCGACUCGGGUGAAAAUCACUAGUACUCAAGCUACUCUUGCGCCGCCAUUUUGUAUCUUUUAUUACACAAAAAAAUUUUUUUGU